AUGCCUUGGCACGGAAGAAGGCUGCUCAGUAGCUGCUGUAUGCCGCUGCUCCUUCUGCCAGCAUGCACAUUACAAUACGCACUAGAAGUAGUCCCCCAAGCCACGAAAUAUCGCGCUCUUCAUCACCAUGAUGGGGGGGCCCAGUGGGGCACCAUCCAACGUUCAACGUUCUUCAGGCAAUUCCGUGCUCUUGGCAAGGGCAAACGAAGAUUGGACCCAGCGCUGACCCUGGCUCGUCAGACGGUGGGAUGGGGCUGUGGCGGCACUGGAAAGAAGACAGCACAGCAAAAAAGUGCAAAACCCAACACAGAUCCCAGUCCGCAAUUUCGCGAUGUCGGGCUUUAG
Hyaloscypha bicolor E is the source of this 345-nucleotide messenger RNA. RefSeq lists its product as uncharacterized. The transcript is spliced from 2 exons. NCBI's taxonomy places the organism in Eukaryota, Fungi, Ascomycota, Leotiomycetes, Helotiales, Hyaloscyphaceae. The coding region runs from base 1 to 345 and encodes 114 amino acids. The record is from RefSeq and is a predicted model, not a curated record.